GGCUUUACGAAGGCCGGAAUACGAAGGAAUAAGGGCACUUGACGCAGACCGGACCGCGCCGCGAACCCAAGCUCGCUCCGAAGGUAACCAUUUACCGUCCCUUCCCUGCAAGUUAUUUCUGCCUUGUCACAGCGAAGCGAUCGCGAAAGUAUGGCUGCGAAUCAGCCCGAGGCAACGAGGCUUUUGAGCAUCCAGAGUCAUGUUGUGUGCGGCUAUGUUGGUAACCGAUCCGCAACGUUUCCCCUGCAGCUGCUGGGCUGGGAGGUCGAUGUAAUCAACACUGUGCAGUUCUCGAAUCAUACCGGCUUUGGGCGAUGGGGCGGAAUGCGCUUCGACGAGAAGCACAUCGACGAUCUUGUUGGUGGACUAGAUAAGAAUGGAUUACUACGGUAUGCCAGAGUAUUAACAGGCUACAUUCCGUCGCCAAACGCCCUCUUGUCCGUCCAACGGGCAGUCAAGCGACUACGGCAGCUCAACCCAUCUCUGAUCUAUGUUUUGGACCCAGUCAUGGGGGACAUCGGCCGUGGUAUGUACGUCAACCCUGAUGUGCUGCCGAUCUAUAAGAGCAUGCUACCGCUGUCGAGCAUUAUCACCCCGAACCAAUUCGAAGCAGAGAUCCUCACUGACAAAAAGAUCACCAGCUUGGACACGCUCCUGGCGGUGCUGCAGACGUUGCACGUACAACACCGUGUCCCGCACGUACUCAUCACGUCCGUCGAGCUGCCGGACGAAGACCUGCAUAAACAGGGUAUUGCACGCACGCAGCCCGAUGGCUCGCCACUGAUGCUCCUCGUCGGCUCAAGCGUACAGCAAACGCUGUGCACUGCCGUUGCAGAAGCGCGACCUUGGUACAUUCAAUUCCCCGAAGUAGAAGGGUACUUUUCUGGCGUCGGUGACCUCUUUGCAGCCAUGAUUGUUGGCCGCUAUAUGCGACCUGCUGAAGCGCAGUCGGCUGCUUCAUCUGCAUUUUCAUCACAACCUGCCUCGCCGGCGCCGCAGCCGGCGCCGUCGGCGACAUCGUCCGACGCUGCUACCCCGCCUGCAUUCCUGCGGACACCAUCCGCGAUGCUGGAUGAGGUACACUCGGCUCCUACACCGCUAUCGCGUGCCGCUGAGCUUGCCAUUGCAAGCGUACAAGCGGUGCUGGCGAAGACGUCCGAGGCGAUCGCAAAGGUGCCGCCGAUGCCUACGCGCCAGGAAUGGGAGGCGAGCAGGGCCGCGACAGCCGAUGGUCCUACUACCCUAGACGAAGGCACAGAGGAGGCGAGGGAAAAGGCUUGGGAGGUGCAGAAAAAGGUGGAGAUAUUUCGACGGCGCGAGCUAAAGAUUGUGCAGAGCCAAAAGCAGAUCGACCAGCCAAUUGUACGGUACAAGGCACGAUGGCUUCUGCCUAAUGCUUAGAGGAGUAUGAAACAAUCA
Messenger RNA from Tilletiaria anomala UBC 951, 1419 nucleotides. Its product is annotated as pyridoxal kinase. Bases 151 to 1401 code for a protein of 416 amino acids. Gene Ontology annotation, cellular component: cytosol. NCBI's taxonomy places the organism in Eukaryota, Fungi, Basidiomycota, Exobasidiomycetes, Georgefischeriales, Tilletiariaceae. The transcript is spliced from 4 exons. Gene Ontology annotation, biological process: pyridoxal 5'-phosphate salvage. Gene Ontology annotation, molecular function: pyridoxal kinase activity. The record is from RefSeq and is a predicted model, not a curated record.